Penicillium paradoxum is the source of this 1257-nucleotide messenger RNA. Its product is annotated as phosphatase PAP2 family protein. Bases 1 to 1257 code for a protein of 418 amino acids. Gene Ontology annotation, molecular function: phosphatidate phosphatase activity. Gene Ontology annotation, biological process: phospholipid metabolic process. The transcript is spliced from 6 exons. The record is from RefSeq and is a predicted model, not a curated record. NCBI's taxonomy places the organism in Eukaryota, Fungi, Ascomycota, Eurotiomycetes, Eurotiales, Aspergillaceae.
AUGGCGAUCCCCGCAAAACUCCCCUUCUCCAAACGGCGGCUCCGACCGCGUGUUGUUAUCUCCUACAUCUUCGACUAUGUGAUCAUUCUUGGCUGCGUCGCCGGCUUCGCGAUCCUCAACACCAUCGAGCCUUACCACCAACACUUCUCCCUCAACAACAUAUCCAUUCAAUAUCCCUAUGCCGUACACGAACGGAUUCCCAUGGCCUAUGCCGUCUGCAUCUCCAUUGGAUUUCCGGUCGUCCUUAUCCUUCUUUACACCAUGCUGAUCGAUGGUUUAUUCUCGCACAACAAGCCGCAAGACACGGCGUCCGGGAAGCGAAAAUUGAGAGGCCCGCAUCGCUGGAAGGAUAGACUGUGGGAGCUGAACUGUGGUAUUUUGGGUCUCUUGCUUGCGCAGGGUCUCGCCUUUGUUAUCACACAGGCGCUCAAGAACGCAUGUGGCAAGCCGAGACCCGAUCUCAUCGAUCGUUGCGAUCCGGCGUUACUGACAGAUGGGUUCCGGUCGUGGCCUUCCGGUCACAGUAGCUCUUCCUUCGCCGGUCUUGUUUACACAUCGCUCUGGUUAGGUGGAAAAUUACACGUCAUGGACAACCGCGGCGAAGCUUGGAAGGCCCUUCUCGUUAUGGUGCCUCUACUCGCAGCUACUCUUGUGGCCGUGUCGCGUAUCAUGGACGCGCGCCAUCACCCCUUUGACGUGAUCACCGGGUCUAUGCUUGGAAUCGCCUGCGGCUUCAUCGCAUAUCGCCAGUACUUCCCACCGCUCAGCGAAGCCUGGCGCAAGGGCCGCGCCUACCCAAUCCGAACCUGGGGAACUGAUCCUGCUGGCCCCGAUGCCGUCCGGUUCAGGAGCUCCAAAGGUGAGAGUUCGACUGCUCUCCGCAAUCCUGCAGAGGAGCCCGUCGAUGCACCCGAUAUCCCCGCCUCGGAACAUAUUAGACCCGACUCCUCUACCUAUCUUACGAACACCAAUCCCUAUGCGUCCAAUAUGUACAACCGCCGGCCGCAUGAUCAUGACAUUGAUGGUGGAGCUUGGUCAUCGAGCGAGGAGGAUGUCACCGGCGGGUACGAGAUGCGCCAUGGUUAUGCUAUGGGGCAGAAUCCCAACUCCAGUCAGCAUGUGCCUCGGUAUGACCCCAGUACUGCGUAUGUCUCUCAGACACAGCCGUUGACGGCUGAUGCGGGUAUCCAUACUCCGAUUGAUGUGACGGCGCGUCCGAGGCGCUUGUCCACCGGUAUGCCCGGUCGGGCCAUGUAG